Messenger RNA from Sesamum indicum (sesame), 1518 nucleotides. RefSeq names its product chloroplast stem-loop binding protein of 41 kDa (gene CSP41A). Gene Ontology annotation, molecular function: UDP-glucose 4-epimerase activity. NCBI's taxonomy places the organism in Eukaryota, Viridiplantae, Streptophyta, Magnoliopsida, Lamiales, Pedaliaceae. Gene Ontology annotation, cellular component: cytosol. Gene Ontology annotation, biological process: monosaccharide metabolic process. The record is from RefSeq and is a predicted model, not a curated record.
GAAAACCCCAUUGCAUUAUUACCGGGAAGCUAACUGUUAACUGAAACUAGCUUUAGUACAGGAAAUCUCAUUGCAAUUCCUUUAUCUAUCUCCAUAGAAAUAUAGAAUCUUGCGGGUUCUCACAACAUCAAUCAUCAAGAAACAAGGAAGGUCUAAUGGCCACUGCAGUUGCUUCCUCCUCAUCCUCUCUCCUCUUCUUCUCCUCUUUUUCAUCAUCAUCCUCUUCUCUCUCUCCUCUCCCACGCCUCUCUCUCCCUUCAACCUCCCACCACUCUCUCUCCUCUUCUCUCUCCAUCUCUCCAUCUUUUCUUGCUUUAUCAGCAAAAACUCCUAGAAGGGCUGUUUCAUCUCUCUUCCCUUCACUCACUGUCAGGGCAGAGAAGAAGAAUGUGCUCAUUGUCAACACUAACAGCGGCGGCCAUGCAGUCAUCGGUUUCUACUUUGCCAAGGAACUACUUGCCUCCGGCCACGGUGUCACCAUCCUGACUGUCGGCGAAGAGGGGUCCGACAAGAUGAAGAAACCACCUUUCAGCAGAUUUUCAGAAAUUGUGAGUGCUGGUGGGAAGACAGUUUGGGGGGAGCCGGCAGAGAUAGGGAAAGUAUUGGAGGGCGCUGCAUUUGAUGUGGUGUUGGAUAACAAUGGAAAAGAUUUGGAUUCAGUGAAGCCUGUAGCAGAUUGGGCAAAGAGCUCUGGUGUGAAGCAAUUCCUAUUCAUUAGUAGUGCAGGGAUUUAUAAGCCAACAGAUGAACCUCCUCAUUUUGAAGGGGAUACUGUAAAAGCUGAUGCUGGUCAUGUUGGAGUAGAGAAAUACAUCUCAGAGAUAUUUGGGAAUUGGGCGUCUUUCCGUCCACAAUACAUGAUUGGCUCUGGCAACAACAAAGACUGUGAGGAAUGGUUCUUUGACCGUAUCGUUCGAGGCAGACCGGUUCCAAUUCCUGGCUCUGGGAUGCAGUUAACCAACAUUGCCCAUGUCAGGGACCUAUCGUCCAUGCUUACUUUCGCUGUUGAAAAGCCAGAUGCUGCAAGCGGAAACAUCUUCAACUGUGUUAGUGAUCGUGCAGUGACACUAGAUGGAAUGGCAAAACUCUGUGCUCAAGCUGCUGGAUUACCUGUUGAAAUAGUGCAUUAUGAUCCGAAGGCAGUGGGUAUUGAUGCAAAGAAAGCAUUUCCUUUCCGCAACAUGCAUUUCUAUGCCGAACCAAGAGCAGCAAAGGAGAUUCUUGGAUGGAGUGGUACAACAAACCUUCCUGUGGACUUGAAGGAGCGGUUCGAUGAGUAUGUCAAGAUUGGUAGAGACAAGAAACAAAUAAAGUUUGAGUUAGAUGACAAGAUUCUAGCAGCAGUUAAAGAACCUGUUGCAGUAUGAUCACUGUUUCACUAGCGAGCCAGUGAAUAAAUUGUAUGGCUUUUGAUCUGGGGAAGCAAGUGGCAAUUUUGUGAAUUCUAACUGGGAAGCAAUAAAUAUAAUGUUAUUGAUCCUGGUUAUUGUUUCAACAUAAUGAAUUUCUUUCAUAUUC